AUGGCAGCCAACCCCAAUACUCCAGGACAUCGGGCCAGGCAGACUACCCAGGAGCGCACGGCAUCGCAAAUCCAAGCCGAGCUUCGAACAGUCAAUCAACAACUUCAGCAAAUUGGAAUCCGUGUAAAGGAGUCGAAUCCAUAUAAGGAAAUGGAGAAAGCUCGAAAAGCGCUGAGUACCACCACUUUAAAAAUAGAAAAACAUCGAGCCGCCCAGUUGGAACGCCCUUGUCCACCGGAAUGUCCCAUGGAGCAGCUUCUUGGUGUCAAAGAAAACGAACAAGCAGAAAAAUUCAACGAAAAAGUCUUAGCCUAG
Penicillium macrosclerotiorum is the source of this 315-nucleotide messenger RNA. RefSeq lists its product as uncharacterized. The record is from RefSeq and is a predicted model, not a curated record. The coding region runs from base 1 to 315 and encodes 104 amino acids. Lineage: Eukaryota; Fungi; Ascomycota; Eurotiomycetes; Eurotiales; Aspergillaceae. The transcript has a single exon.